Messenger RNA from Darwinula stevensoni, 432 nucleotides. Lineage: Eukaryota; Metazoa; Arthropoda; Ostracoda; Podocopida; Darwinulidae. The record is from the annotation of a GenBank genome assembly.
AUGAUGGUGGCAAUGGCUACGGGUCAAGUCCUUUUUCACCGCUUUUACUACUCAAAGUCUUUUGUACGACAUCCCAUGGAAACGACUGCUAUGGCUUGUGUCUGUCUUGCAUCCAAAAUAGAGGAGGCCCCAAGAAGAACACGUGAUGUCAUCAAUGUCUUUCAUCAUAUUCGCCAAGUUCGCAGUGGAAGGACCAUCAAUCCAGUGAUUUUGGAUGGGAACUACAUAAACCUGAAAAAUCAGGUCAUCAAAGCAGAGAGAAGAAUUCUGAAGGAAUUGGGCUUUUGUGUUCAUGUGAAACAUCCCCACAAGAUUAUAGUGAUGUACCUUCAAGUCCUGGAAUGUGAGAAGAAUGAGCGCCUCAUGCAAAUUGCAUGCGGCUUAGGUGAAGGCCUGACAGCCAAAAAGCACGCUCUCCUACCGUGGGGCUGA